UAAUUUGGUAUUUUCACAAAAAUUUCAGUUACUUUCCUUCCAAGACAUGAUACUAGCCAAUCGAUUCUGCUACUGUAUGUCCCUGCGGGCGGGCUGCUUCAUUCUGUCCAUCAUCUCAGUUUUCGUGUGCAGCAUGCACAUUUACAAUUUCAAUGUCAAAAUGGGAGACAAUCAAACGAACAUUGACUCGGUGGUCUUUCCAGAGGGCGUCACCCAGAUACUGUUCAGACUUAUGCCCGAAUUUCUAACAAUUAUUGCCGUCUUUUUCCUGUUGACUGCCCUCACGACGAACCUCAUACAUCUGAUUUUGAUCACACUCACGUUCGAGGUCACCCAGUUGCUGUAUCAGUUUCUAUAUAGCAUUAUAGCCACGGCGCUCAACAUUAAUGUGACCGUCAGGAUGGGUGUCUAUUCGAGUGCGGUCUAUUGGGGCUUCAUUAGCGGCUGGAUCGUAUUUUCCGCAUAUUUUGUGUAUAUUAUUUUAUCGUACUACCAGAAAACGCUGGCCAUGAUGCAGCACGAAGUGUCAUACUGAAGGCAGUGGGCAUU
Drosophila persimilis is the source of this 549-nucleotide messenger RNA. RefSeq lists its product as uncharacterized. The record is from RefSeq and is a predicted model, not a curated record. The transcript is spliced from 5 exons. NCBI's taxonomy places the organism in Eukaryota, Metazoa, Arthropoda, Insecta, Diptera, Drosophilidae. The coding region runs from base 47 to 535 and encodes 162 amino acids.